GUCAGAACACACACCUUGCGUCCUCCUCCAAAAAAAGAAGCGCGGCCGCCUUGUCCUGAGAAUGCUCAGAAGUGAACAAGCCAAAAUCAAGAUGUAGCAGCGUGUUCUCCUAAAAUGCCAUCUUUGCAGCAGGCUGUUGUGGCGGGUUCAUUCUUUGGACAGCUGUCGUUUGAAUGAGAUUGCAUUGACAUGUUUCUGCCGUCCAAAGUCGUUUCCAAUAGCGGUCAUCCGCCAAAAGCGUCCCUAAGGGCACCACUUGAGGAGGAUAUUUUUUUUGAUUUCCGACGAGAGAGCACAGAGAGACUUCGGUUGAGGUUCUUUCGUGCGCGUUGAUCGAUUCUCGAAGCUGAAAAAUGGCCUCAAGUUCUUCUACGGCGCCUCGCGUCAAUAUCGACGACCUGACAGCGAUGCGGAACGAAGCACUCGGCAAGCUCGACAAGGAGGGACAAAAAGCGUGUCGUGCGAUAGACGAACGUGCGAAGGCUAAAAAGGAGGGGUUGAUGCGGCAGAAUGAGACGGAUAAGAAACACGCCGCCCUUCAGGUAUUUUGGUGCUGUUGUCUCGUUGUUGUUCUGCUAUGCAGAACGAAUGUAUCAGUCACUACGCUUCGCAAUGAUGAGAACUUCAUUAUCGUAUUCGUACUGUCCGAUUGAGAGCGGCCCUCUUCUGGGCCCUCUCAGCGGUGACGAUAACUUCAUCCAACACCCUUUACCUGACACGAACGUACUAACGAUCACACCUCGUCAUGAUGAAACUUCAUUAUCGUAUUCGUACUGUCCGAUUGAGAGCGGCCCUCUUCAGGGCCCUCUCAGCGGUGACGAUAACUUCAUCCAACACCCUUUACCUGACAUGAGGCUUUAAUAAAGCACGAAACUUGUCGUGCGAAGAUCAUACACCAUACCAAGCUGGGGGAUCGAUCCUACUAGGGUAAAUUGUUGAUGAUGUGCAACUAUUUCUUUUGUCCUCUUUCUCUUCAUCAGGUAGACGCCAAGCUUCGCGCUGACGAGCUUGAGCUCGACAAAAGAAAGCAAGAUCAGAUUGCGCAUCUACAGAAGCACGCAACAGACAAAAAGGUAUUUGCGGCAAGUAGAUCUGUGAAGCUUUAUUUGUAGUUCUGUCAGUUUCAGCAUUGCAACAAUCAUGCCCCCGGUCUUGCAAAUGUGACACUGUCCUAGUUCAACUGCAACCGGUGCGCCACCAUGGCCAGACAAAAGAAAACAUACACAGGAAGCGAUAGAAGCGCGCGCCGCGAAGGUGGCGAAUGAGUAUGCCGAACACAAGGCCGACACGCAGCUCGGCGAGGUCGACAUAGCAGGAAUAGCGGAGAGCUCGAUCGCAGAAAUUCGACGGAAAUACAAAGCAUCCGAACCACCGGACGACGACUAGUAGUGGUCCUCGCCGCUUGAGAGGUCGAUUCGGACCGCGGGGCCUCCGCAGGAAUGCUUGCAGCACGUCUUGCAGCACGAGGAGCCUAGUCAUUCUUGAAAUAUGCGAGUCAGAUUUGCAGGACAGAAAACGCUUAGAAAGCAAAAUAGGUCUGUUCGUUGGCGGCCCGAGUCUUCGCGACAGUCGCGGUUCUGAGUUCCUAAUCUGGCGACUUGCCUCCACUUAAGCAAUGCUCGAUAU
Amoebophrya sp. A120 is the source of this 1626-nucleotide messenger RNA. NCBI's taxonomy places the organism in Eukaryota, Dinophyceae, Syndiniales, Amoebophryaceae. The record is from the annotation of a GenBank genome assembly.